Molecule: messenger RNA, 2622 nt
Organism: Pseudophryne corroboree (corroboree frog)
Lineage: Eukaryota; Metazoa; Chordata; Amphibia; Anura; Myobatrachidae
Gene: TSR1
Product: TSR1 ribosome maturation factor
Exons: 15
Coding region: 39-2480 (813 amino acids)
Biological process (GO): ribosome biogenesis; maturation of SSU-rRNA from tricistronic rRNA transcript (SSU-rRNA, 5.8S rRNA, LSU-rRNA); endonucleolytic cleavage of tricistronic rRNA transcript (SSU-rRNA, 5.8S rRNA, LSU-rRNA)
Cellular component (GO): preribosome, small subunit precursor; nucleus
Molecular function (GO): U3 snoRNA binding; GTPase activity; GTP binding
Source: RefSeq, a predicted model, not a curated record
UGCCAGAAAGUAGGCGGAGUCAGAGAUCGGGAGUUAUCAUGGCGGCUGGCGAGCAACAGGCAGCUCACCGGCCUGGAGCGUUCAAGCAACAGAAUAAGGCGCACAAAACUGGCCGGCACCGGGGUCGUGGGGCGCAGGACCGGGAAAACAAAGGUCGGGUACCUGCAAAAGUUCUCAGUAAAAAAAUUAGGAAAGAUUUGAAAAAGCUGGACAGGAAACAUAAAGCUAACCAGAUCCGCAGACACAGGAAAGAUGUUGUUCUAGCAGAGAAGCGACACCUAGGAAGUAAAGAUGGCCCCCCACACCUUGUGGUAGUGGUCACUCUGCAUGCUGGUGUGGUCUGUAGCAGCCUACUAAAUCUGGUACAGAGUAACGAGGGUGAUGAGCUACAUGAAGAUGAGUCACGGAGUGGCCAGUUUGCUCUGGUCUGUCCUAAGCUGAAGCAGAGAUGGCGCUUUGUCCAAGCAAACAAAGAUGAUCUUCAUUCCCUGCUGGACUUGGCUAAGGUGGCUGACACGCUUCUUUUUGUUCUGGAUCCCCACGAGGGAUGGGACGGUUAUGGAGAUUAUUGCCUUUCCUGUCUAUUUGCUCAGGGCCUGCCUAGUUUUGUUCUCGCUGUGCAAGGUAUAAAUGAAAUCCCAAUAAAGAAAAGAAUAGAUGUGAAGAAACAGCUGAGUAAACUGACUGAGAAGAGGUUCCCUGAUGCCAAGCUCUUUCACCUGGACACCGCACAGGAGGCUGCAGUACUCCUAAGGCAGAUGGCUACCCAGAAACAGAGACACUUGGUGUUCCGAGACAGGCGCUCCUAUCUUCUGGCGCACAGAGCAGAUUUCCUGCCAUCCGAUGACAGUGGCCUGGUGGGCACAUUGAAAGUCUCUGGCUACGUUCGGGGGCAGGAACUCAAUGUUAACAAGCUGAUGCACAUUGUUGGUCAUGGCGACUUCCAGAUGAGCCAGAUUGAUGCGCCUCCUGACCCUUAUCCGUUAAACCCACGCAUCCACGGGACUAAAGCGAAGAAAGGACAGGAUAUGGAUAUAGCGGAUGAAGGUAAUAUCUGCACAGAAAUGGAGGAGGAUGUGAAGGUCCUGAUGAGAGCAGAUCCAGCAGUACAAGAGUCACUGCAGGCUGAGGUGGUUCCCGAUCCCAUGGAAGGGGAGCAGACUUGGCCCACCGAGGAAGAGCUUAGAGAGGCAGAGGACUUAAGAAAAAACAUGGAAGUGAAAAAAAAAGUUCCAAAAGGUACAUCCACCUAUCAGGCAGCAUGGAUCUUGGAUGAUGACGAAAAUGAUGGAGAAGAAGGAAGUGAUAGUGAUGAUGAUAUGGAUGACGAACAGGAAGACGCCAUGGAAAAGGCAGUUUCUGAGGAAGGGGAGAGUAGUGUUGAGGAUCCAGGAGAAGAGAGUGAGACUGUCACUAUCCCAGACAGCACCCGGGAUGACAAGUACGAUGAAAACCUGGAUGAGAUGGAGGAAGAACAGAUGCUGGAAAAAUACAAACUGCAGCGUCAGGAGGAGAUGUUCCCGGAUGAGGUGGACACCCCACGAGAUCAGCUGGCCAGAAUAAGGUUCCAGAAGUAUCGUGGUUUGAAAAGCUUCCGCACAUCACCAUGGGAUGCAAAGGAAAAUCUUCCUAGAGAUUAUGCCCGCAUCUUCCAGUUUCAUGACUUCUUCCGGGCUAGGAAACGUGUCUUCAGAGAAGUAGAAGAGAAGGAUGAAGGUGCUAUGGUUGGCUGGUAUGUUACGGUACAUAUCAGUGGGGUACCUGUCUCUGUACUCGAACAUUUCAGGCAGGGGGCGCCUCUUGUCCUGUAUUCUCUCCUCCCUCAUGAACAGAAGAUGUCUGUGGUGAACAUGCUUGUGAGAAGACAUGCUAGCAACAGUGAGCCAGUGCAAGCUAAGGAAGAGCUGAUAUUUCAUUGUGGCUUCCGACGGUUCCGGGCAUCACCCCUGUACUCUCAGCACACGUCCGCGGAUAAACACAAAUCGGAGCGUUUCCUGCACCCCAAUACAGCUGUGGUUGUCACUGUGUAUGCCCCCAUCACCUUCCCAUCUGCAUCAGUGCUAAUGUUCAAGCAGCGCAGCAAUGGGAUACAUGAUCUUGUUGCCACUGGCUCUUUGCUAAAUGUGGAUCCGGACCGGAUAAUAAUCAAGAGGAUUGUGCUGAGUGGUCACCCAUUUAAGAUUCUUAAGAAAACAGCUGUGGUCCGCUACAUGUUCUUCAACAGAGAGGAUGUGUUGUGGUUUAAACCAGUGGAGUUGCGUACAAAGUGGGGCCGUAGGGGACACAUCAAGGAACCCCUAGGAACACACGGACACAUGAAGUGCUAUUUUGAUGGACAGCUGAAGUCACAAGACACUGUAUUAAUGAACCUGUAUAAGCGUGUUUACCCUAAGUGGAACUAUGACCCACACGUGCCUGCCCCAGUCACCUGGGUGAAGAAUGAGCGGGAGAUUAAUCUUGCAGAAGUGGAGAUGGAUUAAAUCAUUUACUCUUGUUUACUGCAGUCUUUAUAUAUACACACUCUCUCCGCUUCACUGACCAUCUGGGAUUUGUAUUUAUUUUGUGUUCGGACAUUUUAAAGAUGUGUGAAUUAUAUAAAAAUAACAAAAUUAAGGAAACAAA